CCGGUGCCCGUUUUCCGGUCCCCGGCGUCCGUCUCCCGUUGGGGAUGGGUGGGCGGGCGGUGCGCCCGCGGCUGCUGUCGGAGCUGUCCCGCAAGGUGCGGGCCUACCGGGAGGCGCGGGCGCGGGCGCGGCUGGGCGAGCGGCUGGCGCUGGACUACGACAGCCUGCGGCGCCGGCGGUCCGGGAAGGCCCUGCCGGCCCGGGCCUGGGCCGACGUGCGCCGCGAGAGCCCCCUCCUCCGCCUCCUCGGGCGCCUGCCGCGCCUCGGCCUCGGGCGCCUCCUCACCCGCAAGUCCUGGCUGCAGGACGCCCACGGGCCCCCCUCCUACUGGACCGUCACCCGCGUGCGCCUCGACCACAGCCACACCGAUUUGGACUACGGGAAAGCCUGGGGGAUUCUGACCUUCCAAGGCCAGAGCGAGAGCGAGGCGAGAGAGGUGGAGCAGGCCAUGUACCACGACUGGCGGCUGGUGCCCAAGCACGAGGAGGAGGCCUUCCGGGCCUCGGGGGCCGGACCCCCGGAGCCGCCCCUCUACCCGCUGCCCCGCUACGUGCCCUACCCGCCCCUCCUGCGCGCCAUCAUCCUGGCCGACCGCCAGAAGCGGGGCCUCGCCGCCCACCCCGAGCCCCUGCUGGAUCUGGAGCACGCCCGCUUCGGCCCCCGGGACGCCCCCGGGAAGGGCCCCGAGGGCACCCCGGUCUGAGGGGACCCCGCUCCCCGGGGUGGGAUGGCGGCCCACCCCCCAACCUGACUUUGCGGGGGAAGGAGGGUGGGAACACCACCAGAAAUGGUUGUCGUCCCUAUCGUGGGGACUCGUCGCGGCAGAGGGCAGUGUGCUUUUAAUUCUGUUUCUAUAUAAAGCUUGGACGCUAGUAAGAGUGUGUACUGAACGCCCUCUGAAUGCGGAGGGCCGCACCCAGCGCUCGGGAGACCGCAGCCGCUGUCGGGAUGAUGGUAUUUAGCGAGUGCUCGGGAACGUCCAACCGAGGAAUGGAAACGGUAUCUGUUGCGGAGCCGCUUGGGCGCGGUGCGCUGGGAUCGGGGCUGUGGAAGCUCGGCGGUGGCGGCGGUGGAUC
Molecule: messenger RNA, 1077 nt
Organism: Tachyglossus aculeatus (Australian echidna)
Lineage: Eukaryota; Metazoa; Chordata; Mammalia; Monotremata; Tachyglossidae
Gene: MRPS34
Product: mitochondrial ribosomal protein S34
Exons: 3
Coding region: 45-704 (219 amino acids)
Biological process (GO): mitochondrial translation
Cellular component (GO): mitochondrion; mitochondrial small ribosomal subunit
Molecular function (GO): structural constituent of ribosome
Source: RefSeq, a predicted model, not a curated record